Ceutorhynchus assimilis (cabbage seed weevil) is the source of this 2889-nucleotide messenger RNA. NCBI's taxonomy places the organism in Eukaryota, Metazoa, Arthropoda, Insecta, Coleoptera, Curculionidae. The record is from the annotation of a GenBank genome assembly.
AGACAAAAAAGACUCGGAAGGGAGACUUAAAAGAAUGCGAAACUCGUCAAAUGAUAGUGGCAAUAGUGAAACUCAAGACGAUGAACUGGAAGAGGAUGCAGAGGAAACAAGACCAAGAAAACGAGUGCCUUCAUCAGACACCAAUCAUUCGCAAAGUGCCGAUCAAUCUAGAGCCCAAUCCCCUGAAGAUGAAUACGCAGGCGUUGACUAUAACACUCUAAUACCUGCAAUUGCAAUGGACUGUUCUAGCGAUAAUGAAAGCAAAAAGGACCGCAAUAGCCCUAAAAUUAUCCAAAGAAAAACCUUGGAAUCGUUUGGCGGUAGUGUAGAAAUUUCGAGAAGUUAUAAGAAAGAUAACGAUUUGGCCGCUCAGAAAUUGGGUCAGAAUCCUUCGAUUUCGCUCAAGCCAAACUAUGGAGAUUCGUCUUGGCAAGAUGAAGCUGCUCCGAGCAAACUCAUUUCGAAUCCCGCUUUGUCAGUUAGACAAUUAUUCCCAGGCGAAGAAGAAAUGGGCCUAGUGGGAGACAUAGAUUUCAAAAACGUCGUAGCCCGUACACCCGAGGGCUGGGAAAAGUGCGUCACCACCAUCCAAUACGACAAAGACACCAAAAUGCUAUGGGAAGAACUGCAAAAACCUUACGGCAGCAAAAGCAGCUUCUUACGACAUUUGGUUUUGUUGGAGAAAUAUUUCAGGAGCGGUGACUUAGUGUUGUCACCAUCGGCCAAUAAUCGCGCAGUCAAUUACAAAGAAAGCGUCCACAAUCGUCUGAGGGCCUACGAUAACAUACCGAGCAAUGUUGGGCAGGCCCAACCUCCAAGUAUGGUACAAUUUACCAAAAUCAAUCUUAGAAAUACGUCUAAUUCUAACGGACUACCUCCUGUAACUAUUAGUCAAGUGGGACGCCCUGAUAAUGAAAUCCAAACUUCAAGAACUCCGAUUACGCUCCAGCAACUGAACCAGCCCCCUCUUUACCCUACCAGUACCAUUUUGCAAAAUCUGGCUAAAAAUAAAGCCGGAGCGGCGCCACCCGGUUUGAUUUCGAUCAAUCAGAAAGUGGGGGCGUCCAGUACCAUUGUGCGUCCUCCGGUGCCCAGUCAGAAAAUCAAAUUUCCCAUCACGAAGAACUGGAGGCCGAAUUUGAUUCCGAUCGAUCCGGCGAUGAGGAACGAAAGAAAACCUGGACUUGUACAGGUCAUAUCAGGCGGCAAACCCUACCACAUAACCUUAGAAGACUACAAGAAAAUGUGCGCCAUCAAACGUAGCUUCGAAGCCAAACAAAAAAAAAUCCAAGAACAACAAACAUUGGCAAGACACCAAGCCUUGCUCAACCAAAAAUCAAUGCUCAAACCUGCCCAACAACAACCAGCCAGAAAAUUACUAACCAAAACAUCAGGCGGCACCUUAAUAGAAACAAAAAUCGAAUCCAGUGAGUCGAUUUUGGAAAAAUUAGACAAACAAGUUGAAAGGCUUGGCCAACGCAACCAAGACGCUUCGAUUCGUUUGGAAAACAAUCCUGCUAUUCAAAUAAUACCGAGGAUACCGCAAUCUUUGACUGUAAUACCGCAAACUGUACGUAAAAGCCCUCCGAGUCCUGUACUGUUGAUAACCAAAACAAGUUCAAACAGUAGUAGUGACGACAAAGACAAUCAAUCUUGAUUGGUUAUAGUAGUAUAUAGUGUUUUUGCUUUUAAAAAUCAGCAAGUGCCUAAGAAUUUGUAAAUUAUAGAAUCUCAAUUUUGCAGGUUCGAUACCAAAACUUCCUAGAAUGAUAUGGGUAAAAACAAACAAAAAAAUGCUUAUCAGAAACUUGCAUAAAACAUAUUGUAGAUUUAUUAUUGACUAAUAUUUUUUUAUUAAUUGGAUGAUUGUUUAAAAGCACUAUAGAAGCAAUAAGUCUCUAUCUCCCCUCUUAAAAUUAGUGCCUAAUAAGAUGAGUUUUUAUUGGUAAUUAUUAGCUUUGUUCCAACACACCGGAAAGUUGUGCGUAUAACCCGAAAUUUGUAUACAGAGUGGUUUCGAAACCGUUCGUGAGGCGGUUUUUUGACGGGUUGGAACAAACCUAAUAAUAUGUUGGAAAAUUAUUGUUCAUCUAUUCUUUCACAAAAAAAAAAAAAAUAUUCAUGUUAAGUUUUUAGAAAAUUGACAUUAUAACCGUGUUUAAUUAGUUAUUAAUAAAGUUUAAUAACUUGUACAUUUUAUUAAGUAAUUUUGGAUUUAUUUUUAAGUAUAUAAUUAAUAUUAUUAUCAAUAAUUAAUUUAAUUUAUUUUUUUAGUUUUUAAGAUUUUUCUUUUUUUACACUGUAUUCAGUUGGCGCCUUGCAUUUUUUUUUUCUUUCUUUUUUUUGACUUAAAACCUUUGUAUUUCGGUUGUAAAGUAUAGUGUAUAGUUCGCCUUACGAGUCUAGCACUACGACGUCGGAAGGGCAAGGGGGAAUAACGCCAUUCAUUUCGAGCUUUAUGCUGCCUGUCAUGGGCGUGCGCGCAGCGUUUUCAAAUAUUACUUUUUCCUUAUAAAUGUAGGUGUGUGACAUAGAUAAAUAUCAAGGUAUUUUCUAAUGGAAGUCAAACAGGCAAUAUUGCAAUUUUUUUAUCCGCAUUCUUUCCAUAGUGCUAGACUCGUACGGCGAACUUUAAUUAUUAUAUUGUUACUGGUUUUUUUUUUGUUCAAUAAUAGGAUGAGUUCUUGUUAUCUAACCGCAACCUUAUUCGUCAGAUAAGGGGUUGUUGUUGGUUAGCAAUCAUGAUUAUAUUGUAUUUUAAGUCCAAAUAUACCUACAAUUGAUUUUUGACUUAUUUGUAUUCUCGAUUUAUUCUGCAUUCAAGUAUCACUAUUUAUCAUUACUAUUGGGUUUAUUAUUAUAUUUGAAUAAAGAUACAUAUUUCUAUAA